AUGAAAGAUAAACAUAAAAAAGUAGAAUAUGCCGAGAAGGAUAUUGAAAUAAAAGAAAUUGAAAAAGAUGAUGGAGAUAAUAAAGUAUUUGUAAACAAUUUGUUGACGAGCGUAAAUUAUAUUAACAAUGCUAUAGUACAUAAAGAUAAUAGGCAUAUGUUACGUAUGUUGAAAUAUAUAAAAAACAUUCGAUUAAGUAUUAAGAAUGAUAAGAAUGUAUCGAUGGCUAUAAUUAUAUAUUUAAUAAAAAAAAUCUUUAAAGAAAAUUAUCCUAUAUAUAAUAUAUUAAAUAAAUAUAUGAAUAUAUUUGGAGAUGGUUUACAUAAAGAUAUUAUAGAUUUUUAUAAUAUAAAUGAAAAAACAUAUAUGAAUUGUAUACCAGAAUUAGAAGUUUUUUUUUAUUUAUUAAUAUUAUUAUAUUUACUUGAUGAAAAAUGUUAUGAUGAAGGUAUGGAAUUAUCAACCAUAAUAAUAAAUAGAAUAAAUAAAAUAAAUAGAAGAUCAUUAGAUUAUAUUAAUGCUAAAGUAUAUUUUUAUUAUUCUUGGAUACAUGAAUUAGGAGGAAAAUUAUCACAUGUUCGUCAGCAAUUAUUAUUUAUAUAUAGAAAUGCAUGUUUACAUAGGGAUAUUAUGACACAAACAGUUGUAGUAAAUUUAAUAUUAAGAGAUUAUAUUAAACAUAAUUUAUAUGAUCUAGCUGUCAGAUUUAUAAGUAAAACAUCCUUUCCAGAAAAUUUAUCAUCAAAUGCACAGUAUGCUAGAUAUUUAUAUUAUAUAGGUAAAAUAUUAGCUGUACAAUUAGAUUAUAGUGAAGCACACAGAAAAAUUACACAAGCAUUAAGAAAAGCUCCACAACAUACUGAAAGUGCAAAAGGAUUCAAACUUGCAGCUACCAAAAUGGAAAUCGUUGUUGAAUUAUUAAUGGGAGAUAUACCUGACCGUUCCAUAUUUAGUAAUAAAAUCAUGUAUAAAAAAUUAAUUCCAUACAAACAUGUUGUAUCAGCGGUGAGAAAUGGAGAUAUCAACAAAUUUGCUCAAGUUAUGAAUAAUUACAAAGACUUAUUUAUUCAUGAUGGUGUCUACUUAUUAAUUAAGAGAAUUCACCACAAUGUUAUCAAAACGGCCUUAAGAAUAAUCAACCUUUCUUAUUCAAGAAUUUCCAUCAACGAUAUUGGCAAAAAGAUCGGAAUUGAGUCCUCCCUCGAUGUAGUAGGAAUAACUGCAAAAGCUAUUCACGAUGGUGUGAUUGAAGGUACUAUUGAUUAUGAAAAUCAAUAUGUGGAGUCCAAAUCCAAUAGUGAUAUAUAUAUAACAGGAGACCCUAUGAAAACAUUUCACAAGAGAAUAGCAUUUUGUUUACAGUUAUAUUCUGAUGCUAUAAAGGCAAUGCAAUAUCCAGAUGAAAAUGAAAAAAAAGAAAAUGAGGAAGCAAAAGAGAGAAAAAUGAGACAACAAGAGGAAUUAGCUCAAGCCGAGGAAGGAGAUUUAGGCGAUGAUAAUGAUUUGUUAUAA
Plasmodium adleri (nom. inval.) is the source of this 1512-nucleotide messenger RNA. RefSeq names its product 26S proteasome regulatory subunit RPN3, putative. Gene Ontology annotation, biological process: ubiquitin-dependent protein catabolic process; regulation of protein catabolic process. The record is from RefSeq and is a predicted model, not a curated record. Gene Ontology annotation, molecular function: enzyme regulator activity. The transcript is spliced from 2 exons. Bases 1 to 1512 code for a protein of 503 amino acids. Lineage: Eukaryota; Apicomplexa; Aconoidasida; Haemosporida; Plasmodiidae. Gene Ontology annotation, cellular component: proteasome regulatory particle, lid subcomplex; proteasome complex.